CAAAAGUAACUAAAAGUACAAGUAGUUAGGUUAAAAAAAAUGAGAUGUCACGUUGUCACAUUGAGAUAGAAAAUAUAUUUCCUAUGUCAAUGCGUUGUCAUCUAUAUUCUAUUAUCUUUAUCAAUCAAUUCAUUGUCUUGUCAUGUCUGUAUACAUGUGAAGUGUUUACUGUAUUUCGGAAUUACUAAUCAAUUUCUCUAUUUUCAAAUAUUUGGUUGACUACUGUGUGUAGAUGAUACAACAAUUAAUAUCAAUAGCAUCAUUGUAGCAAUUAGCACAAGCGUCAAAUAGCUCAAUGGACAAUAUCACAUAUACGGAAUUAUUUCUAAUGCUUUUAUACAUAAUGGUUUAAAAAUAAUUUAAAUGAACUCUCCAGACAUAGAAAUUGAUAAGAUUGGUUAAGCUGAACGGUUUUAAUCUCCUGAAAACAUAAUGGGUGAUUCAGAGUUUGCUUAUGGGUCGUCUUUGUCGGUGGAUUCUAUGAAAACCAUUGCUGAGAGUAUAGGAAUAGCAAAUUUAGGCGACGAUGCCGCUAAAGAACUAGCAGACGAUGUCACAUAUCGAUUAAAACUUAUUGUGCAGGAUAGUAUGAAGUUCAUGCAUCAUUCUAAGAGACAAAAAUUGUCCAUAACUGAUAUUGAUAAUGCAUUAAAGAUAAAAAAUAUUGAGUGCCAAUAUGGAUUUAUUCAGCCAGAUUCAUUACCAUUUAGAUUUGCGUCAGGUGGAGGCAGGGAAUUACAUUUUGUGGAAGAGAAAGAAGUAGAUUUGUCGGACAUUCUAUCAGCUCCUCCACCCAAGAUCCCUUUGGAUGUAUCUGUGCGUGCUCAUUGGUUGAGUGUGGAUGGUAUUCAACCUACAGUGCCAGAAAACCCGCCUCCAUUAUCUAAAGAAGCACAGAAACUGGAAUCAGUUGAUCCUAUCAGCAAAUUAAGCAAACCUACUAAUAAGGAUGCGGCAGGUAAACCUAUGUGUGGUAAAGCAGCUCGAUUGAAAGCCUCAGAAUCGGUCCACGUGAAGCAGCUGGCCACUCAUGAGCUGAGUGUGGAGCAGCAAUUGUACUACAAAGAAAUCACUGAAGCUUGCGUUGGGAGCGAUGAAGGACGUCGCGCGGAAGCCUUGCAGUCUCUGGCUUGUGACCCUGGCCUUCAUGAGAUGUUACCAAGAAUGUGCACAUUUAUAUCAGAAGGUGUCAAAGUGAAUGUGGUGCAGAAUAAUCUCGCCCUGCUUAUAUACCUGAUGCGCAUGGUCAAAGCUUUGCUUGACAACCAAUCUCUAUAUCUAGAGAAGUAUUUGCACGAGCUGAUCCCGUCUGUGUCGACAUGCAUCGUGUCGCGACAGCUCUGCCUGCGUCCAGAGAUGGACAAUCACUGGGCCCUCCGCGAUUUCGCUGCCAGACUCAUGGCGCAGAUUUGCAAAACUUUCAACACAUCUACCAACAAUCUACAGACAAGGGUCACCAGGUUGUUUGCUAAAGCUCUUCAGUGUCCCUCACAAACUAACAACGAGACUGGUGUGGGCCCGUCAAUGGUUACUUCUAUGAAGGAAUCUGAAAAAACACCACUGGCGUCUUUAUACGGAGCCGUUCAAGGCUUAGCCGAAUUGGGGCCUGAAGUUAUCAAAGUGUUCAUCCUGCCUCGGGUACGAUGGCUGGGGGAGCGCGUGGAGGGGGCGCUGAGCGGGCUGGGCGGCGCCGACAGGCUGGCGGCCGGCAACCUAAAGCACCAGCUGCUCAAGGUACUGGCGCCCGUCGUACGCCAGCUGCGCCAGCCCCCAGACUUGCCGGAAGAAUACAAACGUGACUACGGGUACUUGGGCCCGAGCCUGCAGCAGGCAGUGGGCAAGAUCCGGUCGUCGCCGGCGGGCGGCGGCGGCGGCGGCGCCGUGGCCGUGGUCACCUGCACUCCGCCGCUCGUGCCCGCCGCGCCCUCUCCCUCGCACCAUACCUCACAUCUCUCCCACGGUGCCAAGACUGUCGAGACAAUAGCGACCCGUAACGUAGUGAUCAGUGCUGCACCAGCGCCGCAGUCGCCAGCGCCCUCUACCCCGCCGCCGCAAAAGUUUGUCAUCGUGUCCCAACAAAAAGCGCCACAGGUGGUCAACACCCAGCCGGUUAGCGGCGGCCAUAUUGUCGUGCAUAGCUCGCAGCCCGCCAUCGUCCGCAGCCAAAACGUUCAGUCGGUGGUGGUGACGAGCGGGCCGGCCAGCGGCGCGGGCGGGGCGGGCGGCGCGGGCGGGGCGGGAGGGGCGGCCGGGGCGGGCGCGGCGCAGAAGGUGGUGGUGGUGGGCGUGCAGGCGCCCCACCACCUGGCGCCCUCCGCCGCCGCACCCGCGCAAUCCGGCGCACUCAGCGCCGCGCAUGUCAGCCAGGCUCCCGUGUCGGUGGUGGCGAAGCCCGUGUUCGCCCGGGGCGGCGCGGCGCCCCCGCCGCCUGAGCUGGAUGAUCUCUCACAUCUCGCCUGACCCCGCACCUACAGCGUGGCUAUCGUCAAGCAAUACAUCAAAAAGAACUAGUGAACAAUGUUUUACUACAAGUUAUCGUGACUAUAUCAAAGUGGGGACUAAAUGAUUUAACAAAUUAUCACUUUAGUAGUAUCAAUGAAUUCUGAGAUGUUUAUAUAAAAUGAACUAUCAACAGAUGAUAAUUAUGAACUCAACAUUUUAUUCUUGUAAGUGAGCGACACAAUAGCUUUUCAGUCCUCCGCUUUGGUCCCCUAGUGGUUAAGUUUAUAGUUAUAUAAAAAUCUGGUGACAUUUUCUAUUGCAAAUUAAACUUCCUAGCCUUAUUACGAGUACUUUGGUGAAAUAGUUUUAGGAGUAAAUGGUAUAUUUACAUGAUCAAUAUAAUAUAGUGUCAAUUGAUGUUAUUUACUUUAGUGAGCGAAGACACUUGAGACUUAUUUGGGUGCCCAAUGUAUCAUAACUGAAAAUAGUCUAUAGUAUGUUAUUAGUAUAUUAUUUCAAUAUGCAUUCUAUUAUGUAUGUAAAACAGUUGAUAUAUCUAAAUACAUGAUUAAUUAAUAA
This is a messenger RNA of Spodoptera exigua (beet armyworm), 3021 nucleotides long. Lineage: Eukaryota; Metazoa; Arthropoda; Insecta; Lepidoptera; Noctuidae. The record is from the annotation of a GenBank genome assembly.